AUGUUCUCUUCCAACGGGUCUCUUGAGUCUUGGAUUGAGGGAAAGUCCACUCAAAAACGCUUCAACGAGCAUUGUAUAGAAUAUAAGCCCUCUUCGGAUGACACAAGUGCGAUCACAAGUUGUUUCUUGGAAACAUCCUCUGAGCCCUUCGUUAUCCGACUCAAAAGGUCUGAAACGCUGUUCCCAGGGGAUGAUUUCCGAGCUAUAUGUGAAGUUGACGGCAAAGAUAUCGGUUUUUCGAUCUGGCGAGCUGACAGGCUAGAGUAUGAUUGGAAAGCGGUUUGGGAAAGAAGGGACGGGCAGCUUUAUGAGUCUUCGUUGACAUUCGACACAUUGGCUACUACGGAUGAUCCGUCUGAAGUCAAUAUAUCCGUUCGAGAUCUCGAAAACAUCGGCACUAUCGUCAUUACGCUUACUCGGGGAACCACGAAGAUAUCAAGGAAAGGUAAAGGAAUCGAACUUUUCAACAAAGUCAGAGGUAAAGCUAUGGAAAAUCGAGGCUUCCUCACAUCCGUCACUACAAUCGAAAGUGAGGCGGAAGAGGAGUGGCAACCUGUCUUUUACGACUUCACUCCUAGCGGAUCAGGUAUCCCAUAUCACCGGUUCGUUUUCAAAUAUCGUCCAGCCGGGGUCUUAAAAUACCUGGGAAAGAUCGAAUCAGAUAAAGGAGACAAUCUCAAAUCUGGCUCGAGAUUUUAUCCAUAUCAAAUGGCGAAGACGCCUUUACCCCUUCCGUUCUCUUCUGACGGAGAAACGUUGUCGGAAGGUGAUAGGUCUGGUAGUGAAAGCACUAGAGCCACCAAUAGUGUGGGUCCGGACGUAGGUGUACUCUCAUCUCAGUAUCGUCAACCCGUGAAGAGGACUUUCAUCAAUGAAGAGGAGAUCUAG
Kwoniella mangroviensis CBS 8507 is the source of this 888-nucleotide messenger RNA. RefSeq lists its product as uncharacterized. The record is from RefSeq and is a predicted model, not a curated record. NCBI's taxonomy places the organism in Eukaryota, Fungi, Basidiomycota, Tremellomycetes, Tremellales, Cryptococcaceae. The coding region runs from base 1 to 888 and encodes 295 amino acids. The transcript has 10 exons.